AUGCACACAAGCACCGCAGCCAUGAUGAACAAGGGGGGUGAUGGUGGUGAGCGGCCGACUAUCACAGCGUUGGACCGCGGCGACGGCGUCGACAUGAAGCGGGAAAGCAGUCUCCUGCCAGGUGAGGUGCGCACACCGACCAUGAUCGUCACGCUCUCAGAGGCCUGGGGCGAUAGCAGCGCCGACUGGGCAGCCCCAGGUAGUAGCUCUCUCUGGGAAGAGGAGGCGGCGAACCGUCCUUCAGCGCAAACUCCUCUCACACGCUACGGCCGCAGUGAUGUGUGGGCCUCUGCGACGGGAUCGCCGCUCAUGGGCGACAGCAUCUCACAUCAGCACAGCUUUGGACAGGCCGAGGCGAAGGGCAACCCAGAUACCCCAGACACUGCCGAGUUGGCCGCGGCAGCUCUGCAGGCACUCUCGCCCCAAGGAGUGCUACACACGGACUCGCGUGGAGUGCAUGUGACGCUGCCGCAGCGACAGCCGCUGCAGGCGCGCUACUCGGCCGCUGCUAACUACGGCUACGAAAGCCGCUUUGGCACCGUUCACGAGGCGCCGCUUACCAACGAUCUCACGCAGUUUUUCCCACGCCCCUGGCAGCCGCAAUCGCCCCCAAAGCCGAACUACUACACGGUUCAGGAAAACUCAGUCGCCCCAAGUGCAGCGUUAGCAGAACCCACUGCGGUGUCUCGCAGCGGUACCCGUACAGCCAGCCCUGGGAGUGACGCGGUAUUCUCCGGCGGUUCCACUGGGAUGUCGUACGUACCGCGCCUAGAGGACGAGGAGGUGGCCCACCGCAUCAUCAUCUCCGCAGGUUUACCGCUGGCGAUGCACUCGCUUGUCGAGUACAUCCACGGAGGCCAGCCGCGCGCGCCGGCGCACGCCACUGCACUAGGAACCACUCAGAAUGCGCUGCGCAACUACCCGAAUCUGAGCGACCCGCCGGGAGAGGAAGAGACAUUUGGCGGUCGAGGCGGUGCCGGUGGCUCGUACGGUAGCCGUCCACAGCGUGGCGGGUACGGGCAGUCGCUGCAGAUCCGCUGUGGACCGACGAUUCCGUCCCUGAAGCAGGACAACAGCUUUGCCGUCCAGGGUCAGAACGCCACCGGUGACUCUCCGCAAGACCAGGCACUGGCGCCGUCGUCCAACUACGGCGGCGGCUUCAUGGUGUCCGCUGGCACCGGCACCACUGCGGUGCCGAGGGUAUCGGCGCGCGCACCUUAUAGUGCACAUGGAAACGGUGUUUCUGGGCGCCACAAGAGCGAGAGUAAAUACCUUAGCGACUUGCUGCAUUUUCAUGCGAACUUUUUUCCGCCGCCGCCGCCACCGCGUGUGCCCGAGGACGAGCGCCGCAACCGCGCCGAGGUGUGGUACCACUACGCGAGCAAGUGGGACAUCACGCACCGCCUGCCGCCGCCGCCGCGGACGCCACUCCCCGAGAUGGAGCUUGAGUACCGCAUGCACCUCCAGAAAAUGACGCGGGUGCCGUACCACGGAGACGGGUGGCUGCAGAUGAGCGAGCGGUGGUUCGACGUCAUGCAGGCGCUCUUUGACUUCCCCGAGGACAACCUCGGUGACGAGGUGGACUUCAACGUUGUCCUCCAGCAGGCAGUGCUGAGCUAA
This is a messenger RNA of Leishmania mexicana MHOM/GT/2001/U1103, 1620 nucleotides long. RefSeq lists its product as hypothetical. The coding region runs from base 1 to 1620 and encodes 539 amino acids. The record is from RefSeq and is a predicted model, not a curated record. The transcript has a single exon. NCBI's taxonomy places the organism in Eukaryota, Euglenozoa, Kinetoplastea, Trypanosomatida, Trypanosomatidae.